AUGACUGUUGAAAAUAAAGAAAAUUCUUCUCUUCAAACUAUUAAAGUUUCUAAAGAAAAGUAUGAAUUGAAUCCAUGGCCGGAGUAUAUUGAAGAACGUAAUGCUAUGUUUGAUCGAUUAUUAGCUGAAUAUAAAGCUGAGAUAGCUGCAAAACCAUCUGAAAAAAUAACAAUUACAUUACCUGAUGGAAAAACUUUUGAAGGAGAAUCUUGGAGAACAACACCAUUAAAUAUUGCUGAAAAGAUAGCUAAAAGUUUGGCUGAAAAUGCAGUAAUUGCUAAAGUUAAUGAUGAAUUAUGGGAUCUUGAUCGUCCAUUUGAAGGGGAUGCAAAACUUAAAAUUUUGAAAUUUGAUGAAGAUGAAGGAAAAGCCGUAUUUUGGCAUAGUUCAGCUCAUAUCUUAGGAGAAUGUAUGGAGAGAUACUGUGGAGGGCAUCUUUGUUAUGGACCACCAAUUCAAGAAGGCUUUUAUUAUGACAUGUAUCAAGAAAACGGAACUGUUUCAAAAGAUGACUUUCCUAAGUUAGAAGGUAUUGCUAAAUGUGUUGUUAAAGAUAAACAACCAUUUGAAAGAUUAGAAAUGAAAAAAGAAGAUUUAUUAGAAAUGUUUAAAUACAAUAAAUUUAAAGUUCGUAUUUUGAAAGAAAAAGUUGACACUCCAACAACAACUGUCUAUCGUUGUGGAAGUUUAAUUGAUCUUUGUCGUGGACCUCAUGUAAGAAAUACUGGAAAAAUAAAAGCUCUUCAUAUUACCAAAGCAUCAGCUUCUUAUUGGGAGGGUAAUGCUAAUGCUGAGUCACUUCAAAGAGUUUAUGGAAUCUCAUUUCCUGAUACAAAACAAUUAAAAGAAUGGAAAAUACUUCAAGAAGAAGCUGCCAAAAGAGAUCAUAGAAAGAUUGGUACAGAUCAAGAGUUAUUCUUUUUCCAUCCUCUUUCACCAGGAUCAUGCUUUUGGUAUCCAAAAGGAACCUUUAUCUAUAAUGCACUCACUAAUUUUAUUAAAAAAGAAUAUAGAAAAAGAGGAUUUACUGAAGUAAUUACACCAAAUAUCUAUAAUUCAAAAUUGUGGGAACAAUCUGGACAUUGGCAACAUUACUCUGAUGACAUGUUCCAAAUAGAUAUUGAAAAAGAAAAAUUUGCUUUAAAACCAAUGAACUGUCCUGGGCAUUGCCUCAUGUUUGAUCAAAAACCAAGAACUCAUAAUGAAUUACCCUAUAGAUUUGCUGAUUUUGGUGUUUUACAUAGAAAUGAAGCUUCUGGUGCUUUAACAGGUCUUACUAGAGUAAGACGAUUCCAACAAGAUGAUGCUCAUAUUUUCUGUAGACCAGAUCAAAUAAGAUCAGAAAUUGCUGGUUGUUUAUCAUUCCUGAAGUAUGUCUAUGAAGAAAUUUUUGGAUUUACUUUUACUUUAAAUCUUUCUACAAGGCCAGAAACUGGAUAUCUUGGAGAUUUAGAAACUUGGAAUAAGGCUGAAAAUGAAUUAAAGGAAGCUCUUGAUGCUAGUGGUGAAAAAUGGAAAUUAAAUCCUGGUGAUGGAGCCUUCUAUGGACCAAAAAUUGAUAUUACAAUUCAAGAUGCUUUAAGAAGAAAUCAUCAAUGUGCUACAAUUCAACUAGAUUUUCAACUUCCUGAAAGAUUUGAUUUGACAUAUCUUAAUGAAAAAGGAGAAAAACAUCGCCCUGUUAUGAUUCAUCGUGCAAUUUUGGGAUCUGUUGAAAGAAUGACAGCUAUCCUCACAGAAUCAUUUGGAGGAAAAUGGCCAUUCUGGCUUUCACCAAGACAAGUUAAAGUAAUUACUGUACAUGAAUCUAUUAAAGACUAUGCAACAGAUGUUACUAAAAAACUUUUUGAUGCUGGCUUUGAGGUAGAUUACGAUCCAGAGAGUAGUGAUACAAUGAAUAAACAAAUAAGAAAUGCACAAAUUAAUCAAUUUAAUUUUAUUCUUGUUCUCGGACCUAAAGAAAUGGAAAAUGGAACAGCCAAUGUUCGCACACGUGAUAAUCAAGUUCGUGGGGAAAUCAAAGUUGAUGAAUUAAUAAAUAUUUUCAAUAGAUUAAAGAAUAAUUAUGUAAGAGAUGCUGAAAAUGCUGAAGAAUUUAAAUGUUAA
This is a messenger RNA of Strongyloides ratti, 2106 nucleotides long. RefSeq names its product Threonyl-tRNA synthetase. Gene Ontology annotation, biological process: threonyl-tRNA aminoacylation. Gene Ontology annotation, cellular component: cytoplasm. NCBI's taxonomy places the organism in Eukaryota, Metazoa, Nematoda, Chromadorea, Rhabditida, Strongyloididae. Gene Ontology annotation, molecular function: threonine-tRNA ligase activity; ATP binding. The transcript is spliced from 2 exons. The record is from RefSeq and is a predicted model, not a curated record. The coding region runs from base 1 to 2106 and encodes 701 amino acids.